Molecule: messenger RNA, 1338 nt
Organism: Brassica napus (rape)
Lineage: Eukaryota; Viridiplantae; Streptophyta; Magnoliopsida; Brassicales; Brassicaceae
Product: 4-sulfomuconolactone hydrolase-like
Exons: 10
Coding region: 16-1077 (353 amino acids)
Biological process (GO): secondary metabolic process
Cellular component (GO): cytoplasm
Molecular function (GO): hydrolase activity; carboxy-lyase activity
Source: RefSeq, a predicted model, not a curated record
AUACGUGUGAAUCACAUGAAGUAUAAUAUCUUCGAGGAUAUGGCAGCAGCUGCGACUCUGAGAUUAACGAUUCCUUUAGCAUUCUCCACUCACCCUCUAACCUCUUCCCUACGGUUCCGAGCAAUCAAAUCAAUCGGCAAGGAGACAUCAUCCUUCAGAACGGUGAAAAUGGCAGCUACUGUUGGGUCCGACCCUGAAACGACGUCGUCUACUUCCAGAGUCAUCGAUUCCCAUCUCCACAUCUGGGCUUCUCCUCAAGAGGCCGCGACUUACCCUUAUUUUCCAGGCCAAGAACCUACAUUGACUGGUGAUGUCGAGUUCUUGCUCAAGAACAUGGAAGAUGCAAGAGUAGAUGGAGCUCUUAUUGUGCAACCCAUCAAUCACAAGUUUGAUCACUCUUUAGUUACAAGUGUUCUGAAGAAGUACCCGUCGAAGUUUGUCGGAUGCUGCCUUGCAAAUCCUGCAGAAGAUGGCAGUGGAAUUAAGGAGCUUGAGAGUCUUGUUCUAGAGAGUAACUAUCGCGCUGUUCGGUUCAAUCCCUAUUUGUGGCCGUCGGGUCAGAAGAUGACAAAUGCUGUUGGAAAAGCUAUGUUCUCCAAGGCAGGGGAGCUUGGUGUGCCUGUUGGCUUCAUGUGCAUGAAGGGUCUGGAUCUGCACAUAGCAGAGAUUGAGGAACUGUGCACAGAGUUCCCAAAUACAACUGUUUUACUAGAUCACGCUGGAUUCUGCAAAGUACCAGAAAAUGGUGAGGCUAAGGAUACUUAUUCUCAACUCAUGGAGCUCUCUAGAUUCCCACAGGUAUAUGUGAAAUUCAGUGCUCUAUUCAGGAUAUCAAGAACUGGUUUCCCCUAUCAGGACCUAACGCCUCUCCUAUCUCAAGUUGUAUCCAAUUUUGGGGCAAAUCGUGUCAUGUGGGGCAGUGACUUCCCAUUUGUGGUUCUUGAAUGUGGAUACAAAGAAGCCAAAGAAGCUGUGACCAUUAUUGCAAAACAAGCAUCCUUGUCAAGUUCUGACAUGGACUGGAUCAUGGGAAAGACGUUGAUGCAGCUCUUCCCUGGACAAUGGGUUCUUCCUUGAGAGGUUGCAUGAGUAUGAGCUAAUCAAGCAAACAAUGGAGUUUAUAUCAUCGAAGACACUAAAUGUAUACCAAUUUAGUAAACAGGCACUAGUUUUCUGUAUUGAAAGCCUGACACCUGCUGGUUGAUAUCAUAAUGCUUUACUAUGAGAGUUAUAGAGGACAUGGAUACUGGCUUCUAUGGUACUAGUAGUGCUUUGAUCGACAAUGUAUUUUCUACAAUGGGUGGAGACGUAAGAGUGUGAUAUAUUAGAAUUUGAUCA